CAAUUAAAAUGUUCAAAUUCGCCGUCGUUAUCCUUGCUGUCAUUGCCAGUGCUGCUGCCAAGCCUGGUUUAAUUAGUGCACCUUUGGCUUAUACUGCUCCGGCUGCCGUAGUUGCUGCAGCUCCUGCUCCUUUUGUCACAGCCACCAGUAGUCAAGUGAUUGCUCGCAACUAUAAUGGCAUUGCGACUGCUCCAGUUGUGGCCCCAGUGGCUCGUGUAGCUGCACCAGUUGUUGCCAGGGCAGUUGCCCCCGUAGCCACUGCUUUCGCCGCUCCAGUUGUUGCCAAAACUUUUGCUGCCCCUGUCGCUGCUACCUACGCAGCUGCUCCUGUUGUUGCUAAAUAUGCCACACCUUUCGCCUACGCUGCUCCUUUCGCUUAUUCAUCACCUUUGGCGUAUGCCGCUGCUGCCCCAGCUCCAGUUGUAUGGUAG
Molecule: messenger RNA, 431 nt
Organism: Stomoxys calcitrans (stable fly)
Lineage: Eukaryota; Metazoa; Arthropoda; Insecta; Diptera; Muscidae
Product: cuticle protein 70, isoforms A and B-like
Exons: 2
Coding region: 9-431 (140 amino acids)
Source: RefSeq, a predicted model, not a curated record